This is a messenger RNA of Olea europaea var. sylvestris, 1785 nucleotides long. RefSeq names its product berberine bridge enzyme-like 18. Lineage: Eukaryota; Viridiplantae; Streptophyta; Magnoliopsida; Lamiales; Oleaceae. Gene Ontology annotation, molecular function: oxidoreductase activity; FAD binding. The coding region runs from base 21 to 1625 and encodes 534 amino acids. The transcript has a single exon. The record is from RefSeq and is a predicted model, not a curated record.
UCUUCUUCUUCAAAAUAAUAAUGAUGACGCUAAGCAUUUCUAUGGCUUCACUUAUUUUCUCCCUUUUCUUCUUCCUCUCAUUUUCUUCUACCAUUUCCUCUCAAAACCUUGAACAUUUUCUCAAAUGCCUACAAUCUAAAGGCUCAAAUUCCAUCUCAGAAGUCAUUUACACGCCAAAAAAUUCGUCAUACACACCUACUUUGUUGUUCUCUAUACAAAACCAACGCUUUGUGUCACCUUCCAUGCCAAAGCCUCUAGUAAUCGUCACGCCAUUGAAUGAGUUUCAUAUACAGACAGUAAUUACUUGUUCUAAAAUCCAUGGCCUGCAGAUUAGGACUCGCUCUGGGGGCCAUGAUUAUGAAGGUCUUUCUUAUCUUUCCAAAGUCCCAUUUGUAAUUCUUGAUUUGAGAAAUCUAGAAUUGAUCAAAAUAAACGUUAAAAAGAGGACAGCAUGGGUUCAGGCAGGUGUACUUCUUGGUGCAUUUUCUUAUAGAAUUGCAGAAAAUAGCCCAAAUCUAGCCAUUCCAGCUGGUCUGUGUCCCACAGUGGGCGUAAGUGGACAUUUCAGUGGAGGUGGCUAUGGCACCUUGCUAAGAAAAUAUGGCCUUGCAGCGGAUAAUAUUAUUGAUGCAAGAAUUGUCAAUGUCGACGGUGAAAUUCUUGACAGAAAGUCAAUGGGAGAAGAUCUUUUUUGGGCUAUACGCGGCGGAGGAGCCGCCAGUUUUGGGGUGGUCACCUCUUGGAAAAUCAAGAUGGUUGAAGUUCCUGAUAUUGUAACAGUUUUCACUAUCAACAGAACUUUGGAACAGAAUGCAACGAACCUUGUUCAUCGAUGGCAGUAUAUUGCACAUAAAUUUGAUGAAAAUCUGUUCGUCAGGAUCCUCAUAACGCGUGUUAAUCCCGGUGGAAAAGGGAAAAGAUUUUCAGUUCAAGCCUCUUUUAAUUCCAUCUUUCUUGGCAGGAUUGAUAAGUUGCUUCCCUUGAUGCGAGAAAGUUUCCCUGAAUUAGGUUUGCAGAAACAAGACUGCCUGGAAAAAAGCUGGAUCGAAGCAAUCCUCUAUUUUUCUGAUCUUCCCAGUGGAUCAACUCUGAAAGAUUUAACCAACAGGAAUCCUAAUCCCAGAACAUAUUACAAAGCAAAAGGAGAUUUUGUACAAGAACCAAUACCCAAACAUGCCUUAGAAGGGUUAUGGGAAUUUUUUCAAGAAGCUGAAGCUGAAGCAGCCCAGCUUAUUUUUGCUCCAUAUGGUGGAAAAAUGAGUGAAAUUUCGUCAUCCGAAACUCCAUUUCCUCAUAGAGCAGGAAAUCUAUUUGAAAUACAGCAUUUGGUGUACUGGGAUGAAGAAGGAAAUCAAGAAUCAGACAGGUAUAUAAAUUGGAUCAGAAGGCUGUAUAAAUACAUGGCAUCCUAUGUUCCGAAGAAUCCUAGGCCUGCAUAUUUGAACUAUAGAGAUCUUGAUUUGGGGGUUAACAACAUUGGAGGAAACACAAGCUAUGAACAAGCAAGUGUUUGGGGCAUUAAAUAUUUCCUGGAGAAUUUCAAGAGAUUGGUUCAUGUGAAAUCAAAGGUUGAUCCUGAUAAUUUCUUCAGAAAUGAGCAAAGUAUACCACUUUUGAUAUCCUAAGAAAAGAAAGGUUGUCUUUAUUAUUAAUUUUUAGGGUUAUCUUUUAAUUGUUCUCUGUAAUAAAACACAGUACCUCGGGUUCAAAGGUACUGUGUGUUUCGUUUGUUUGUUGUAUAACAAAAAAAUUGAAAUAAUAAUGUUUAUUUCCUCAUUUCUGCUC